UAAAAACAAUUUAAAUUAAGCCAUUAACUGUUCUUCAUGCAUCGGUGUAUGAAUUUUUGAAAAAGUUCUCAUUGAAUGUUUGUAUUCUUCAAGUGUAGGUACAACAUUCACUUCAGAAUGAUUCGCGUUGGAUUUCUCGGUGCCGGUAAAAUGGCACAAGCAUUAGCAAAAGGAUUUCUUAAAUCAGGUCUAGUUAAAUCAAACGGAAUUAUAGCAAGUUGUGCUCCCAAUGAUUUAGCAUCUGCUCAAGCUUUCGAAUCUCUGGGAAGUAAAGUUACAUUUGAUAAUAGAGAAGUUGCUCAAAAUUCUGAUGUAAUGAUAGUAGCAGUUAAACCAAGUAUUGUACCCAUAGUUCUAUCUGAUAUAAAAGAUCAUGUUACCGAUAAAAGCCUACUUUUGUCGAUUGCAAUGGGAGUUACAUUAGAUACAUUACAAAAAAGUUUACCCGAAAAAAGUAAAGUAGUCAGAGUGAUGCCCAAUACUCCAGCUUUAGUGCAACAAGCGGUAUCUGUUUUUGUACCUGGAAAAAAUGUUACAAAUUCAGAUAUCGAACUGACAAAAAAUUUACUAUUAUCCGUUGGCAUCUGUGAUCAAGUUCCAGAAUAUCUCUUAGAUGUUGUAACUGCUCUUAGUGGAUCAGGACCAGCAUACAUAUUUCUAAUAAUCGAAGCAAUGGCCGAUGGUGCAGUUCGUAUGGGUAUGCCAAGAGACAUGGCUUUGAAAUUAUCUGCUAAAACUGUCUUAGGAGCAGCCGAUAUGCUGCUAAAUAUUCAAGAACACCCUGGAAAACUACGAGAUGAUGUCACUUCGCCAGCAGGCACUACGUCUGAAGGACUUCAUGUAUUAGAAUCGCAUGGAGUAAGAUCUGCUAUCGUCAAAGCUCUAGAAGCCGCCACAAAUAAAAGUAAAGAAAUAUCUCAACUCAAAUGAAAGCACGCAGUUUCACGUACCUACCAAGUUACCAAUUAGUUAUUUUUUUUGUACCUGUAAAAAUCUCCUUGUAAGAAUUAUAAUUUUAAAAUAAUAACAUAAUAUCUCAA
Messenger RNA from Planococcus citri (citrus mealybug), 1040 nucleotides. RefSeq names its product Pyrroline-5-carboxylate reductase-like 2 (gene P5cr-2). Bases 76 to 930 code for a protein of 284 amino acids. Gene Ontology annotation, molecular function: pyrroline-5-carboxylate reductase activity. NCBI's taxonomy places the organism in Eukaryota, Metazoa, Arthropoda, Insecta, Hemiptera, Pseudococcidae. The record is from RefSeq and is a predicted model, not a curated record. Gene Ontology annotation, biological process: L-proline biosynthetic process. The transcript has 6 exons.